ACGCCACUCUUACAACACAGUCAAAUCCCAGGCAUUGACAAAGCAGUUCGUUGCAUAUUACGGAGUCAGAGCUCUUACUGGCUGGCUGAUUUAAGAUUUGAAACAAUGGCGAUACGUGUAGUUCUUCUUUUGAGUUUACUUGUCUAUGCACAAUGCAAAAUUUUAGAGUUAACAUGCGAUCAUGUUCGCGAGUUCGUCGAUGGGCACAAUUCGCGCAGACUGGCACUAGCAAAAGGUGAGGUACCAGCACAACCCGCUGCUUCUACAAUGAACCUCAUGGUGUGGGAUGAUGAGCUAGCAGCAAAAGCGACCAAAUGGGCAUCUCAAAACUCAUUUGCUCAUAAUUCAGAUAAAAAAAUCGGUUCUGGUAGAUUCACAACCGGCGAGAAUAUCUUUAUGUUCUCUACUACCAGUCACGCUGUUAAGUUGAAUGUAGAGAGCGUCCUGAACGGUUGGUUCAAUGAAUACGAACACUAUACCUAUGGACGGUUAUUGAAAGACAAAAAGCCUGAUAAAGUCCAAACGGGUCACUAUACACAGAUGGUUUGGUCCAACUCCACUUACCUCGGCUGCGGAGUUUCACUGUUCUCUAAAUCAGGAUGGAUGAGUUACAUCGUUGUUUGCAAUUAUGGACCAGCGGGUAAUAUAAUUGGUAGUGUUCCAUACAAAAGUGGAAAGCCAAGCAGUUCUCUCAAGUGCGCGAUGAAGGACUGCAGUUCGGUUUAUGGUGAUAAGUGUUCAUUCAAAAACUGAAUAAUGUAAAUCUUUCAUUCUCUUUGAACUUCAAAAGCAAAUAAUGACGAUUUCAUUUAAUUUUAUUGGAUAGUUUUAAAUAAAUAACUAAAAUAGGUACUUAUAGCCCUUAUCAACCUAUUAAAUUGAUUAAGGAUUAUAUUUGAACAAAGUUGAUUUGUAUUAAUUUAUAUAGUUAAUUUUGUACAUAGGUAAAAUUAUACAUUACGGAAUUGUAUUUUAAUAUAAUAUGGGUUAUACCCAAAAACAAUACGAGUAUACUUAAGUACUUGCAUAGUAUUGUUAAUUUCCAUAAUUUCAUAAUAUGUAAAUUACUUAAAUAAAAGUUU
Galleria mellonella (greater wax moth) is the source of this 1082-nucleotide messenger RNA. RefSeq names its product venom allergen 5.02-like. Bases 106 to 753 code for a protein of 215 amino acids. The transcript has 6 exons. Lineage: Eukaryota; Metazoa; Arthropoda; Insecta; Lepidoptera; Pyralidae. Gene Ontology annotation, cellular component: extracellular region. The record is from RefSeq and is a predicted model, not a curated record.